AUGGCGGAGCCUGGCGGUCCGGCUGGCGGGUCUCACCUGGAACGCAAAUUGUCUUCUGAAGGAGAAGAGGACCAGAACGUUGAAGGCAACAGGGUAUCACCAAUAGAAAAGAGUAGUGACCAGAGAAAUGAGGAAGCUGAAGGUGCUACAGAGCAUUCUGAAGGGGAAAUCCAAAACGAUGGGGAAAUCACAGCCCAGGGGGAAAAUGGAGAUGAUGAAAAAGUUGAAAUCCAAGGGGAAAUGGAAACAGAAGAGGAAUUCGAAUUUGAAGAGGAACUAGACUCUGAUAUGGAAGCCACGUCCCCUGAAGGGGAAGUCAGUUUUCCAGAUCUGGUUUACUCAGACAUCAGUCCUGGGAAGGUACCCGGAAAUGAAGUUGGCUCCACACCCCCGCAUGAAAGAGCAAGGAGAAAAACAGGUCUUGAAGACAGAGACGCCCCUGGCCCAUCCAGAUCCAGAGGAGUGGGGGUCAUCUCCACAGAGCCCUCCCAGCAAGUAUCAGGCUCAUUUGAGCAAAUGGACCAGGAAUCCGGAGCACUCCGGCAGAAGGUCUUUCCUCUCGGGGCUCGGCACCGCCUCGGACAGAGUCGGGGGAGCAGUGACACAACCCUGGACCUUGAGGAGCCACCUCCAGUUGCAGAGGGCCCCUCCACACAGGAGCCAGAGCCCGAUGCCCACCCAGGGGAAGGAGCUACAUCCUCAUUCCUGGACAGGAUCCAGCAGUUAAGCAUGGCUGAGGAAGGGGGCCUGGUGGAGAGAGUGGAGUCUGAGGGCAGCGAUGAGGCCGAAGAAGACAGAUCCCAGCUGGUGGUUUUGGACCCAGACCACCCCCUGAUGAUAAGAUUCCAGGCUGCCCUGAAGAACUAUCUUAACCGGCAGAUAGAGAAACUGAGGUUGGAACUUCAAGAGCUGAGCGUGGCCACCAAGCAAAGCCGAGUCCAGCGGCAGGAGCUGGGGGUGGACCUUUACGGGGUCCAGCAGCACCUGGCCCGCCUGCAGAUGCAGCUGGAGAAGAGCCAUGACCACCACUCGAUCACAGCGUGUGCGAGGCGGCAGAAGGAGGAGGAGCUGCAGAGUGUGCGCUUGCUCUACACCAGGACCUGCGAGACCGCCAGCGAGGAGCGCAAAAAGUUGGCAGCUCUGCAAACCGAGAUGGAGACCCUGGUUCUGCAUCUCUUCUACAUGCAGAAUAUAGACCAGGACGUGCGUGAUGACAUCCGCGUGAUGAAGCAAGUCGUGAAGAAGUCGGAAGCCGAGCGCAUGCGGGCCGAGUUGGAGAAGAAGCAGCAGGACCUGCAUGUGGACCAGAUGACCACCCAGGCCAACCAACUGGAAGAACAAAUUGCCCUGUUGGAGGCCCAGUACCGUGCACAGGCUGAGGACACCCAGACACUCAGGAAAGCAGUGAACGAGGCCUGCAUGGAAAUAGAUGCCAUCAACAUGGAGAAAAAGCGCAUCCUGCAGCAAUGGGCCACCAGCCUGGUGGGCAUGAAGCAUCGCGACGAGGCUCACAAGACCAUCCAGGAGGCACUCAGUGAAUGCCAGCAUCAAAUCAAAUCCAUGGAUGGUGAGCUUGAAGCCUAUAAGAAAUCAAUCACGAAGGAGGAAGAAAAGAAUGAGAAGCUGGCCGGCAUCCUGAACCGGGCAGAGACAGAAGCCAGCCUGAUGCAGAAAUUGACAUCGCAGUGCCUGGCCAAGGAGGAGGCCCUACAGAAUGAGUUCAACACCUACAGGCUCACCCUGCUGGACACAGAGGACUCACUGGGCAAGGCCCACAUGGAAUACACGGCGACCAUGAGAGAAUUGCAGACUCUCCACCAGACCAUCCAGCAUGAGCUGGAGCUGAGGAGGAAUAUGGACACCUCCAUCAUGGAGAAACUGCAGGAGCACAUGACCUCCAACAAGAUGACCAAGUACUUCCACCAGCGCAUCCUGAAGCUCCAGAAGGAAAAGACCAACCUGGUGACACAUCUUUCCAAAACUGAUGGUGACAUUGCUCAGGCCACCCUGGAUAUCACGAACACAAAUUGCAGGCUGGACAUGCAUCAGAAGACGCUGGCCGAGCUGGACAAAGAAGUGAAAAAAGUCAACGACCUCAUCACCAACAGUGAAAAUGAAAUCUCCAGGCGCACCAUCCUGAUUGAGAGAAAGCAGGGCCUCAUCAACUUUUUGAACAAGCAGCUGGAGCAGACAGUUUCCGAACUCGGGGGGGAAGAAGUGGGGCCCCUGGAGCUGGAGAUCAAGAGGCUGAGCAAGCUGAUCGAGGAGCACAGUGCCAGCGUGACACAGGCCCAGGUGACCUGGCUCCGGCUGCAGCAGGAGAUGGUGAAGGUCACACAGGAGCGCGAGGAGCACCUGGUCUCCCUGAACAUGUCCAAGAAGGAGAUCCACAUCCUGGAGCAGAAGAAAAUACGGAUAGAAAACAAGAUCAACCAGGAGAAGAAGGAGCAGAAGCAGAUCGAGCGGCACAUGAGGGACCUGGACAACGACCUGAAGAAGCUCAACGUGCUGAUGAACCGGAACCGGUGCAGCUCCGAGGAGCUGCAGCAGGACAACCUGGCCACCGAGGGCGAGUUCGUGCGCGCGCUCAAGGCCUCGGAGCGCGAGACCAUCGAGAUGCAGGAGAAGCUGAACCAGCUUAGCGAGGAGAAGGCGGCCGUGCUCAACAGCCUGGUGGAGGCCGAACACCAGAUCAUGCUUUGGGAGAAAAAAAUCCAACUGGCAAAAGAGAUGCGUGCCUCAGUGGAUUCGGAGACGGGCCAGACGGAGAUGCGGGCCAUGAAAGCUGAGAUCCACAGGAUGAAGGUCAAACACGGGCAGCUGCUGAAGCAGCAGGAGAAGAUGAUCCGGGACAUGGAGCUGGCCAUCGCCCGCAGAGAGACCAUCUCCACCCGGGCCGAGGGGCAGUGCAAGAUGGACAAGAAGCUGCUCACCCGGACGGACUUCCACCACAAGCAGACCGAGCUGCGACGGAAGAUCAGGAACAUUCUCAGAGCCACCGAGGAGUGCACCCAAACCAUCCUGGAACUGGAGGAAACUCAAAAAUCCAUGAAUGACUCCCUCCUGGAGAAACAGGAGCAGCUGUCAAGGAUGCAGGCUGAGGCCGACGAGCUCGAAGCUGACCAGGACCGGCUGGCGGCCCUCAAGCGACAGAACCUUUCCAUGAUCGUGGCCCUGCAGACACGCCUCAAGCACCUGCAGGCCGUGAAGGACGGGCGGUACAUCCUCCUGUUCCACAAUAAGCAGUCACUGCUGGCAGAGCUCAAGCGUCUGGAUGAACGGCUUGCCAGCAUCAGCAACAUCCUCCACCACGUGAAGGAGGAGUACCCCCAGUUCCAGGGGGCCUUACUCAAGGUCAGCCGGUUCAUCAGCAACAGGAUGGAGUCAUCCGGGCCCUAGAGAGCGCCCCCCAAGGAGGAGAUGGGUUUUGUAUAUCAUCAGGGACUUUGAAUCUUUCUACCCAGAGAAACCACUUAAGAGAAACAGGCCAGCAUUGUAGGAAUUUUUUUUCAGCCACCCAGCAGUUUAAACCAAGUCAAAGCCCAACAUUUCCAGUUACAUUUCGAGGAGUCUUUAAACUUGCAAAGGCAGUGUCAGUGAACACAAACCCGUGUGCCCACAUGGGGCUUACUCCUCCAAGUAAAACUGGAAACCCAGGUCCCCUCUGCUCCUGCCCCCACUCCCAGCUUGGGUUAAAUCCGGAUUCCCAGCUUAUAGAAGCAAGUCCAGGGGGAUGUGAACCCCUGGUUGCGUCUGGGAGCCUAACACCGAGAUAAAACCACGCAGGAGCGUGACCACAGACCUCCUGCUUGUCCUGGGCCCUCCUCCACCCAGGGCUCCUCCCCCCACACUCUGAUUCCUGAGCACCUGAUACCUAUGCCUUCUCCGCAGUUUAAAGAGAAA
Hippopotamus amphibius kiboko is the source of this 3903-nucleotide messenger RNA. It is a transcript of the gene CCDC40, whose product is annotated as coiled-coil domain containing 40. The record is from RefSeq and is a predicted model, not a curated record. The coding region runs from base 1 to 3399 and encodes 1132 amino acids. Lineage: Eukaryota; Metazoa; Chordata; Mammalia; Artiodactyla; Hippopotamidae. The transcript has 20 exons. Gene Ontology annotation, cellular component: cilium; cytoplasm. Gene Ontology annotation, biological process: axoneme assembly; heart looping; epithelial cilium movement involved in determination of left/right asymmetry.